This is a messenger RNA of Magallana angulata, 2106 nucleotides long. RefSeq names its product H/ACA ribonucleoprotein complex non-core subunit NAF1-like. Gene Ontology annotation, cellular component: sno(s)RNA-containing ribonucleoprotein complex. The record is from RefSeq and is a predicted model, not a curated record. Lineage: Eukaryota; Metazoa; Mollusca; Bivalvia; Ostreida; Ostreidae. The transcript has 9 exons. Gene Ontology annotation, biological process: box H/ACA snoRNP assembly; pseudouridine synthesis; ribosome biogenesis. Gene Ontology annotation, molecular function: RNA binding. The coding region runs from base 113 to 1960 and encodes 615 amino acids.
UUACAUUUUUAAAUACAUAUUAAAGUAUCUUGAAUCGAUAAAUAUCGCUACAGAAAUUUUAAUUACGAUUUGUUUUUAUUUAUAACAGAUUUUUUUUUAUCCAGAGAUCAUUAUGGACGUAAACAGUAUUGAAAAUCAGGAGGGAUGUUGUGUGGAAGAGGAUGACACGACAGCAAAGAGAGUUGAAAGUGAAAGCACAAUUCCAGUAUCACAAGAUAACAUUAAUAGUCAAGGAACAAGUGACAUCAAAGACAAAGGACGUGAAUCUCAGCUAUCACCUUUGAAGGAGGGGUCUAAUCUUCUAACUAAAAUAAAAACUGAAGAUGGAGGUUCAGAAAUGAUUUGCACUGUUGUUGAUUGCGGCACUGAGGAAGAAGGCAUCAUGAAUGAAUCUGAGAAAGAGACAUCGCCAGAGAAAGAAAGAGACUCUUCUAAUGCAAAGACCUUUGAGGAUUUUUCUUUCUCCAGCAAGAAUGAAAAAGAACCACUGACUGCCGAAAAUGCAGUGUCAACUGAAGUAACAGAAGUGAUUGUAUUAGAUGCCAAGAAUGGUGAAGUUAAUGGAGUCUUCAGUGCAAGUGCAGAUAUCACUCAGUCAGAUUCAGCAUACAGAGAGAAACAGGAUGAAUCAUGUGAUUCCAGUAGUGAUUCUGAAGAUUCUGUGAUCUUUGUGCAGGCAGAAGAGAAGUGUAUAAUCAUUGAAUCAGAUGACCAGGAGGAGAACAAAUCAAGAGGAAAGAAGGAGAGUGAAAUAAGAACUAAAGGAGAAUUAUAUCCAGAUGAGUUGCCUCCCCUAGAGGAACUGGUUAUAACAGUUGAUCCCAAUGUAGAGCUUGUCCAUACCGGCACAAUCACAGGAAUUGUGGGAUGUUUGGUGAUAGUAAAGGCCAAUCAAAACAUACCUCCACUGAAUGAGAACACCAUUCUAUUCCUGGAAGGAAGAAUUGUCCUUGGACAGAUCUUUGAGGUGUUUGGACCUGUUGGAUCUCCAUGGUACUCGCUCAGGUUCAACAGUCACAAAGACAUCGAGAAGAAGUCCAUCUCUUGUGGACAAAAAGUUUACUGUGCUCCAAAAGUAGAGAAUCUGACCAAUUAUGUGUUUGUGGAACAUCUCAGAAUGAUGAAAGGGUCUGAUGCAUCAUGGGAAGACAAUAAUGAACCCCCAGAGAAGUACAUUGAUUAUUCUGAUGAUGAAGAAGAAAGGCGAGCCAAAGCUAAGUCUCGUAACCGUGGACACGAACAGGAAGAGGGUGACCAGCUUCCGGGUGUGCGCAAAGUUCGUCGGAGAAGACAGAAAGACAGGGAGACAGUUCAACAAAAUGGUACCGAAGAAACAAAUUCAGGCAAUGGAAAUGGAACACACAAUAACCCUGCCCAUGGAAACAGGAGAGAGUUUUACAGUAACCAGUCUAACAGAGGGAGAAAUUUUAACCAGAGAGGAGGAAGAGGAAGACAACAAAGCCAGCCCCCAAUGGAGUACCAAUCCUUCCAGCCAUUCGGUGCACCUCCAAGGUUUCCACAAACAGCUGAGACUCAGAACAACCCUGUGAACAACCCUGUCAUGUAUCAGAAUGGUGGACCUGUCAGACAGCCAAUUUUCCAGCCCAGAUAUCCGGAUCCAAAUCCGCCUCAAAACUGGAACAACCAAUCACAGCCUCAGUCCGACUGGAAUCCGAAUACAUACGCAAACUCAUCAACCACACAGACCAUGAACUACCCAUAUAGUAGGCCAAAUCAGAAUAAUGCACUGCCUCAAAAUGGAGGACAAUAUUACCCACAAUUCAGUGGGGUAUUUUCCAAUAUGUCUGUACCUCCACCUCACUGCUUUGGACAGCCCCCUCCCGUGUUCAACCGACAGAUGAUGACAGAUCAGAGGUACAUCCAGAAUCCAGCUUUCCAACAGAAUCAGGGAACACCUUUUGACCCCAAUGUUCCACCACCCAAUUAUAAUGUGGGAUAAGAAUGUUGAAUAUGAACUGUACAUAAAAAUUGUUGUUAUGGUUUUAGAUAUGGGAUUUAUUGUUUAUAUACAUACAUUCAUGUACUUUAUGUAACCUUAAAAAAAACUAAAGGUACUCAUUUAAAAAAUAAAAAUGAUCGAGUCAU